Brassica oleracea var. oleracea is the source of this 1522-nucleotide messenger RNA. RefSeq names its product la-related protein 6A-like. The transcript is spliced from 11 exons. Gene Ontology annotation, molecular function: mRNA binding. The coding region runs from base 143 to 1363 and encodes 406 amino acids. The record is from RefSeq and is a predicted model, not a curated record. Gene Ontology annotation, biological process: RNA processing. Lineage: Eukaryota; Viridiplantae; Streptophyta; Magnoliopsida; Brassicales; Brassicaceae. Gene Ontology annotation, cellular component: nucleus.
AAACGGAGGAAGGAGACGACGCGCCGGCUGAGGUAAGAGGAGCAGGAAGAGAGACUCAAAGGGCAAAAGGGAGGCGGGGCGGGACUCAUUCUUCUCUCUUCUCCGGCGGUCUUCGUCGUCUCUUCCUCUUCGCUUCGGGAACAUGGAAUCGACAGAAGCGCCUUCCGUCGCCGUCGUCAAAUCGCAAGUAGUGGAAGACGCGAUCGGAUCAACCGCGGAUGUUUCCCAACCGCUGUCACAUGAGUUCGAUUCGUUACGAGUUGCUGGAUGUUCCGAUGACGUUGCUGUUGUAUCGGAGAUACCGUGUUUGCCCCCGUCAGAUGAUGAUUUUGACCACGGGGAGGAUCGCGAUCAGGAUCACGGCGAUAACGAUGUUGUUGUUGUUGUAGUUCCCAAGGAUGAUGAGUUGAAGCAGAAGAUCAUUAGACAGGUGGAAUACUACUUUAGUGACGAGAACUUACCUACUGACAAGUUUCUUCUCAAUGCUAUGAAGAAGAACAAGAAAGGCUUUGUUCCCAUAUCUACCAUUGCUACAUUCCAUAAAAUGAAGAAGCUUACACGAGACCAUGCUUUCAUAGUAUCCGCGUUAAAGGAGUCUUCAUUUCUUGUUGUUAGUUCGGAUGAGAAGAAGGUGAAGCGUCGAAGUCCUCUUCCUGAGGUCAGGGAUCCAAAGAUUUUCACUGUUUUGGUAGAAAAUUUGCCUGAGGAUCACUCAGACGAGAACAUUCGUGCCAUAUUUGGUAAAGCUGGAAGCAUCAAAAGUGUAUCCAUAUGUGAUCCCAAUGCUGUUGAAGAAUCAGAGAAGGGUUGUAAGAAGGAUAAAUUUAUCAGAACCAGGUUACAUGCCUUUGUGGAAUAUGAAUCAGUGGAGGCUGCUGAGAAAGCGGCAGCUACACUAAAUAACGAGCAAGACUGGAGAAAUGGGCUGCGAGUUAAGCUUCUUGAACAAACAGGAAAGUUUGCACAGAGGCGACCAGGUAGGAAAGAAGUCGAUACAGUGAAGGACAAUACAGGCCAAGUGCAUGAUCAAAUUGGGGGUGAGGAGAACAAAAAGUCAAAUGAACAUCAGCAUCACCGUCACCAUCAUUCUGAUACUCCGGCUGAUAAUGAUAGUGGAGAUAAAAAUGGGAACAAAACCAGAAGUCGGGGACGGGCAAGGCGACAGAAUAAUCAAGGCGGCAACGGACAUGGAAGUUCACCAUCAACCUCAUCGUCUCUUCAUCAUUAUUAUCAUCAUCAUCACAUUGAGGUCUCAAAGCCGCCGCCUGGCCCAAGAAUGCCUGAUGGGACGAGAGGGUUCACAUUGGGGCGUGGUAAACCGCUUCCUGCUCCCACAUCUGCUCAAACCAGUCACGAAGCUUGAUGGGUUUCUCAUCUAUGUUGUAUCAUUGUGUGCUCUUAAAAUGUGAAACAUGCAAGUUAUGAGAAAUGGGAUGUUGUGUGGGAUUUGAGUUUCCUUUUUGCAUAUUCAAGUCCUCUGAAUCCUCACUAGCUUUUCUAAUGAAUCCAUUUGAUGACUUCA